Molecule: messenger RNA, 1872 nt
Organism: Clonostachys rhizophaga
Lineage: Eukaryota; Fungi; Ascomycota; Sordariomycetes; Hypocreales; Bionectriaceae
Source: the annotation of a GenBank genome assembly
AUGACAGAAGUACUCAGACAUAUUGCUAUCCAGGCUUUGCAUGGAAGCAUAUCUCGACCCUCGGCCAGGUUUGUCGCUGAAUUGGUGGGAGGUUUUACCACAGCAUCGACCUGUGCUGAUUGGUUCAAGAUCCUGGAAACGAUAUGCUGUAAACUUCCCGAACUCUACAUCAUUGUUGACCUUGGUUUUCACGCUACCGAGGAGCAUGAGUUGCAAAACUGGCUCCCUGCUUUCCAGGACCUAUUGGGAAAAGUUGAGACUGUUUCUCCACACACUAUCAUACGGGUGAUGAUAGUCUCUUGUCGUGCUUUGAAAGUACCGCAAACUUCGAAAUACGUAUCCAUCAUAAGAGUCACAACUUUAAACAUGCACCCAGAUCUUAUGCGCACGAGAAACUCUAAUCAAUCAGAUAUCCCACCAAAUAUAUGGACGGAGCCGACGGCUUCAGCAUCUUUCGUGGAGGAGAAAGCCUCCUCUCUUGGGACAAGUCCUACAUACCAGGAAGAGGCUAUGAAUCUCAUUAAGGCCUUCGACUUAGCAUUUAAUCUCAAAAGUCGAGGCCAAGCCGCGACUCAAGGACGGCAGCCAAGACAUGAGACUGAGGGGCAUUUUGAACCUGGGGCGUCUGAUCAUGAUCUUCACCCAGCUUUCGCUCAAAAAUGUCAACGAAAGGAUGAUGCAAAUAGUGGCUCCAAGUCGGAUUUUGGGUUCACAAUUUCGAUACAGGAGCAAAACCCCGGUAAAGUCACUCAAAGGGCACAAAAUGAAACAAGUAACACUUGUAGGACCAAAAACUUCGCCCCUGCCGAUGUUAAUGGCUUCAAAGUAGCCAUAUACUGCGCGCUUCCUCUGGAAGCGGACGCGAUGAUAUCUCUCUUCGAUACGAUCUGGGAUAAGGAAAGAUAUCCGAGAACCCAUGUGGAUAAGAAUUCAUAUACAUUUGGAGCUGUUGGUGGUCAAAAUGUUGUCCUGGUACAUCUGGCGAGCAUGGGGAAGAACUCGGCCGCGAUUGCAGCCUCCGGCUGCUGCUCUAGUUUUCCUUGCAUCGAACUAUCUCUUGUCGUAGGUAUCUGCGGCGGUGUGCCGUUUGGGGCUGGAGGUAGUAUAGAGCGUGUCCUAGGCGAUGUCGUCAUAAGCGAAGGCUUGGUCCAGCUCGAUCUGGGCCGACGAUAUCCUGAUCGCUUUGCUAGGAAACGAACUCUUCAAGAGAACUUAUCACGGCCUUGUGUCCAACUGAGAGGCUUUCUCGCGAUGCUGAAAAGCUCUCGGAAACUCUGUUCAUUAACAGAGAAGACAAACCGGCACCUUGGGGAUCUUCGUUCACGAACAGAUGCCUUGCGUGACUUUAUUUAUGAGUAUCCUGGGGUUAGAAGAGACGUGUUGUUUCCGGCUUCAUAUUUGCACAAGCAUAAGACUUCGGCUCUAUGCCCCUCGUGGGAACGCACCUGUGGGAUAGAGGACGGGAUCUGCAGGGAAGCGGAAACUUUGACCUGCGAAGACCUGGGUUGCGAAAGUCAGUGGUUUAUUCCUCGAAAGCGAUUGGCCCUGCACAACUCAGAAGAAUCACAGACCUCUCAGGGAGAAAUUGGGUUGAAUUUUGGCACCAUAAUUCAUUUUGGAAAUGUUGGGUCGGGAGACACGGUCAUGAAAUCUGGCGAAGAGCGUGAACGCAUCGCCCGAGAUGAAGAGAUCAUAGCCUUUGAAAUGGAGGGAAUAGGGCCAUGGGAAUAUGGGCCUUGCCUCAUUAUCAAAGGUAUCUGUGACUAUGCCGACAGUCACAAAUCUAAAAUUUGGCAAAAUUAUGCCGCAGCAACCGCGGCAGCUUGUACAAAAGCCCUUUUGGAACAGUGGGAUGCGCCUAGCUCUCUUUAA